This is a messenger RNA of Phyllostomus discolor (pale spear-nosed bat), 2828 nucleotides long. RefSeq names its product nuclear transcription factor Y subunit alpha (gene NFYA). Gene Ontology annotation, biological process: regulation of transcription by RNA polymerase II. Gene Ontology annotation, cellular component: CCAAT-binding factor complex. NCBI's taxonomy places the organism in Eukaryota, Metazoa, Chordata, Mammalia, Chiroptera, Phyllostomidae. Bases 190 to 1227 code for a protein of 345 amino acids. The record is from RefSeq and is a predicted model, not a curated record. Gene Ontology annotation, molecular function: RNA polymerase II cis-regulatory region sequence-specific DNA binding; DNA-binding transcription factor activity, RNA polymerase II-specific. The transcript has 10 exons.
AUUUUGCGAGGCAGCGGCAGUGGCGGCGGCAGCGGUGGCUGGAGCCUCUGAUUGGGUUUCGGAGUCCGGUACUGGAGCCAAUCAGCGCGGGCAGCGAACCGGGGGAGCGAGGCACGGAGUGCAUCUCACAGUCUUCUAUACCCUCCGGAGUGAAACUCACUGUGUACCAGAUUUCAACUUGGAGGGACCAUGGAGCAGUAUACAACGAACAGCAAUAGUUCAACAGAGCAGAUUGUUGUACAGGCUGGACAGAUUCAGCAGCAGCAGGGUGGUGUCACUGCUGUCCAGUUGCAGACUGAGGCCCAGGUGGCAUCCGCCUCAGGCCAGCAAGUCCAGACCCUCCAGGUCCAGGGGCAACCAUUAAUGGUACAGGUCAGUGGAGGCCAGUUAAUCACAUCAACUGGCCAACCCAUCAUGGUCCAGGCUGUCCCUAGUGGACAAGGUCAAACCAUCAUGCAAGUACCUGUAUCUGGGACACAGGGUUUACAGCAGAUUCAGUUGGUUCCUCCUGGACAGAUUCAGAUCCAGGGUGGGCAGGCUGUGCAGGUGCAGGGCCAGCAGGGCCAAACGCAGCAGAUCAUCAUCCAGCAGCCCCAGACAGCUGUCACGGCGGGCCAGACUCAGACACAGCAACAGAUUGCUGUCCAGGGGCAGCAGGUAGCACAGACUGCUGAAGGGCAGACUAUCGUCUAUCAGCCAGUUAAUGCGGACGGCACCAUUCUCCAGCAAGUUACAGUCCCUGUUUCAGGCAUGAUCACCAUCCCAGCAGCCAGUUUGGCAGGAGCACAGAUUGUUCAGACAGGAGCCAACACCAAUACAACCAGCAGCGGACAAGGGACUGUCACUGUGACACUACCAGUGGCAGGCAAUGUGGUCAAUUCAGGAGGGAUGGUAAUGAUGGUGCCUGGUGCUGGCUCUGUGCCUGCUAUUCAAAGGAUCCCUCUACCUGGAGCAGAGAUGCUUGAAGAAGAGCCUCUCUAUGUGAAUGCCAAACAGUACCACCGCAUACUUAAGAGGAGGCAAGCCCGGGCCAAACUAGAGGCAGAAGGGAAAAUUCCAAAGGAAAGAAGGAAAUACCUGCAUGAGUCUCGGCACCGUCAUGCCAUGGCACGGAAGCGUGGUGAAGGCGGACGAUUUUUCUCUCCAAAGGAAAAAGAUAGUCCUCAUAUGCAGGAUCCAAACCAAGCAGAUGAAGAAGCAAUGACACAGAUCAUCCGAGUGUCCUAACCCCAGGCCAUGUGAUGGGCCUGAUUAAGGUCAUGUUCCUCACCAUUGUUCCAGGAAAUUGAUCAGUUCUUCCAAUGGGACACUGAUGAUCACAUUCUGCCCUUUUUAUGGGACAGAAACCCACUUAGUUUUUAAUAAGUGGCUCAGUAUUAUAAUUGCAGCAAUGUCUGGCAAAUUGAAGUGGCAAGCCUUUCUCACCCCUUCAGUCAGGACCUGUUUUAGACCGUUGAUGACAUUGACAUUUCAUGGAUUAGGAUGAUGCAAGGGACUCAUGCCAGCCCAGCAGUACCACACACAGCACUUAAGUUGACUGGUGAAGCCAGCCAACUAAUCUCGGCAGAGGAGAAUAACCUUCUCAAGCUAAACUGAAUUCAGGGAAGCUGGAGCCCACUCCCUCCCAUGGAAUCUAAACACCAUCCAUCCCUCUGGUGAGGGAUCUCAGGCUAAGUAAAUGGACACUUUGUAUUCAGAGAUGACUUCCAGGCGAGGAAGCUCUAUCUCAUAAUGUGGAAAUAAUAAAUUCUGAGAUACAUUCAUCUAAUCUGUGGUAAUAAUAAGAAUUUCUGUCUGCCCAGAUGAUAGGUUGGUAUUUUUGGACUCCAGCCAAGAAAAAGCUAAUUCUGGGGAUAGAAUGAUAAAAAAAAUCAAGCACUAAAAGUAAUAAUUGCUGAAUCCUUUUUAGCUUUGACCAGUUGUUGUCUUCUUGUCCAUCUGUUGACAGGUCAUCUGGACUAUAGUUCCUACUAUAGCUACUUUUAAGACAAUUUAGAAGGUUUUGGAACUGAAAACUUCCUUUCCUAACUAAGUAGAGAACAAAACAAUAACAUCUUGUGUGCUGAAGUGCUGAAGACAAUGGUUGUAACUCCUAAGCAGAGAGACAAACUAGAGAUUUUUCAAUCAUAGGCUUGGUGACAGCAUUUGGAAAACAGAAGGGUUUGUGUGUGUUUCAGUCUAGAGGAAGAGAGUAGUAUAUAUAUCCAUGUGUUGUCAUUUGGCGUGAUUUUUCAGUGGAUGGAUGCCUGGGAUGGAUUCAUUAAGAUGAAGAGAAUAAUUUACAUUGACACUAUAGCAUUUUACUAAGAACAGAAAGGGAGAACUAUGAGAUUUUGUCCUUGACAAUUUCUGGAAAGCACUAUUCAGUCAAGCUGUUCUGGGUGUUCUCCAGGUUACCUGCUAGAACUUGAGGUGGAUGUCGACUUCAGUCCUGCAGCACUUUGUGCUGGCCCCAGAAAACAGACAUUCUCAUUCUUCCCAUGGCAGCUGACUCUUUGGUUCCAGUUUUUAUUUGUUCACCCCCCGCCUCCUUCACAGGCCUUGUGCAAGAAGGUUUUCACAUUGCAUCCACACAUCCUGGGGACAGGUUACAUACUGGAAAUAGAGAUGCCUGCAGUAUAAGAAACUGGGCCACGAUUUCUGUGAUGAGUUAUGUGCCUCGCUUCUUUUCUAGACAUUAUACCCUGAUAGAAAUAAGAUGUUUCAGAAGAGUUUCUGCCUACUCUGGAAACAAAGAAGGAAAACUUAAUUCUUUUGAGGAAUAUUUGGGUUUGAUUUAAAUACCAAGAGUAAAGAUUGGCUUUUCUAUUUUACUCUAUAUUAAGAGA